UCGGAUAGACGAUUACAACCUCAUCUCUCCGGGAUAUUGCCGCUCAAUGAUUUAGGGUUCCGAAGGAGUCGCGUUCCACAAAUGAUAGGGGAUCUUACAUUGCUUCUGUGACUCACACACUGCGUACUCCGUUGCUUCUCUUACAACUCAUUCUGCAUAUUCGUCAUUGAUCACUUCAGCACUCCAACACUCUUGUUCACCAUGGACACAAAGGUAGACCUGAUGCGGCAGCUAGACGCCGAUCGAGACAUCCAUCUCGCCUUUCUCCAGGACUUGAUUAGGACACCCUCGCCAAACCCGCCCGGAGACACGCGACAAGCAAUCGAGGUUGUGCGGAAAUUCCUGACACAACAUGGCAUCGACACGCGCACCUUCGCGCCCAAAAGUGAGGCCCCGAAUCUAGUGAGCGUUCUGACGCCCACUCACGAGCCCCUUGAUUUGGUUCGUAGUCUUGUGCUUAACGGCCACAUUGACCAUUUCCCGGUCACAGAUGGAGAUCAAUGGCAGCGACACCCGUACUCCGGGGACAUAGUUGACGGCUAUGUUCAUGGCCGAGGCGUUGUCGAUAUGAAAGCCGGAACGGCCGCGUCUAUCCUUGCCUUUACUUACAUGCACAGGUUUCGCUCUGCCCUUAGAGGUCGAUGCGUCCUCGAAGUGGUCUCUGACGAGGAGACAGGUGGUAAGUAUGGGACGAAAUUCUUACUUCAACAGGAUCCACAGUGGCAAGGAACUUGCGUGCUGAAUGCCGAGCCGUGCGGUCUGGACAGCAUUCGAUUUGGCGAGAAAGGUACCUUGCGCAUGACCUUCUACAUAAGAACACGAGGCGGACAUGGUGCCUAUACGCAUCGUGGUGAGGGCGCUAUUGAGAUUGCUGCUCGUGUUAUCCACCGUCUCAAAGCGUUGGAAAGCCUUCGCGGCCUGGGCAUGGACGAAGAGAUCAUGUCAUACCUCGAACGUGAUGACGUCCGCAGUGUCGCGGACAAGAUUAUGGGUGAAGGAGCUGCGGACAGCAUGCUGAAGCCGACCGUGAACAUAGGCACUAUCCACGGAGGCGCGAAGGUGAAUAUGAUACCCUCUGAAUGCACGUUCGAGGCGGACAUCCGUCUGCCCAUCGCUAUGGCGGCGGACGUCGUGCUCAGCAAGGUUGACGAACUAGUGUGUGACGUACCUGGAGUGACUUACAGUAUUCAAGAAGCAGCCUCGAACCCAGCUGCUGCCAGCCACAUCCAUCAUGAACUGGUCGAAUACAUUCGGCAGAAUGUGAAGACAGUUCGAGGAAGCCAGCCGCUGCCCAUCUCAUCACUGGGAGCGACUGACUGCAAGCAUUUCCGCUACCGUGGUGUGCCGGCGUACACUUAUGGUGUAAGCCCGGCGACCAUGGCGGAAAAGGACGAGAAAGUCUUGGUCGAAGAGUUCCUUCAGACAGUGAAGGUCCAUACACUGACUGCGUGGGAAUAUCUGACCCGUGCCGUACAGACCUCAGCCUAUGACACACGGAGUGUCUAGCUUGAGUGCUUGGCAACAACUUACUAUUGAUAGAAAAUGCAAGUUACUUAAGCCAGGUACUACGCUUCCCAGUCUGGUUUCAAGGGCAAUUAUGGACCCUGCAGGCCGUGAUAUCCAUGCCUUCCGCCGUACGGAUCGCCCAGCCAACGAUCGAAACGACCCGCGACACGACGUUGGCGACGGCCGUUGUCAACUUCCGGGCAAAUUAUCGCAGACUGUGGAGCGGGCCCCCAGCAUGGGUGAUCUCCCGUGCUAAGCUGCUGGGGCGUAUGCGUGUGCCUCCACUCCACAUCAGCCCGCUUCGACUGUGCCAUGAGAGUUUCCAGCUCUGCCUUGAUCGCC
Molecule: messenger RNA, 1848 nt
Organism: Baudoinia panamericana UAMH 10762
Lineage: Eukaryota; Fungi; Ascomycota; Dothideomycetes; Mycosphaerellales; Teratosphaeriaceae
Exons: 1
Coding region: 202-1506 (434 amino acids)
Molecular function (GO): hydrolase activity
Source: RefSeq, a predicted model, not a curated record